UACUGGAAGAUGUUUCAAUGCUACAGAUAAAACCUGACCAAUUCACCUACACCUCCGAUCACUUUGAAAUUAUAAUGCAAUAUGCUGAGAAAAUGAUUAGAGAUGGGAAGGCUUAUGCAGAUAACACACCUCCAGAUCAAAUGAAACAAGAACGUGAGCAAAGGAUUGAGUCUAAACACAGGGCAAAUUCUGUGCAGCAGAACAUGAAAAUAUGGGAAGAGAUGAAGUCUGGAACUGAGUAUGGGCAAACCUGCUGUUUACGAGCAAAGAUUGACAUGACUUCCAAUAAUGGUUGCCUCAGGGACCCCACGAUCUAUCGAUGCAAGAACACGCCACAUCCUCGCACAGGGCUCAAAUACAAAAUUUAUCCAACGUAUGACUUUGCAUGCCCUAUAGUGGACAGCGUUGAAGGUGUCACACAUGCACUUAGAACAACAGAAUACCAUGACCGGGAUGAACAGUAUUACUGGAUUAUUGAUGCUCUGGAAAUUCGAAAACCUUACAUAUGGGAGUACAGCCGCCUUAAUCUAAAUAACACUGUACUAUCAAAGAGGAAACUAACGUGGUUUGUUAAUGAAGGACUUGUGGAUGGAUGGGAUGAUCCUCGCUUCCCAACGGUGCGUGGAGUCCUGCGGAGAGGCAUGACUGUUGAGGGAUUGAAACAGUUUAUUGCUGCUCAAGGUGGCUCAAGGUCCGUUGUGAACAUGGAGUGGGACAAACUCUGGGCUUUUAACAAAAAGGUUAUUGAUCCAGUGGCACCUCGGUAUACAGCAUUAUUAAAGGAUGCAGUAGUGCCUGUGAAUGUGCCAGAGGCCAAGGAAGAGAUGAAAGAUGUGGCCAAGCAUCCUAAGAAUCUGGCUAUAGGGCUGAAGCCUGUGUGGUAUGGACCGAAAGUACUAAUUGAAGGAGCAGAUGCAGAAACUUUCACAGAAGGAGAAAUGGUGACAUUUAUUAAUUGGGGUAACAUCAACAUCACUAAAAUUAACAGAAAUCCCAGAGGAAAGAUUACAUCGCUUGAGGCUAAAUUAAAUCUAGACAACAAGGAUUAUAAAAAGACAACAAAGAUUACAUGGUUAACUGAACAUCCACAAGCUCCAUUGGUUCCCACAGUAUGUGUAUACUAUGAGCAUCUAAUCAGCAAAGCUGUGAUUGGCAAGGAUGAAGAUUUCAAGGAAUAUGUUAAUCGAAACAGCAAGCAAGAAGAACUAAUGCUGGGUGAUCCUUGCCUUAAAGAGCUUAAAAAAGGAGACAUCAUCCAACUACAAAGAAGAGGAUUUUUUACCUGCGACCAGCCAUAUGAACCAGUUAGUCCAUAUAGUUGCAAAGAGUCACCUUGUGUUUUGAUCUACAUCCCUGAUGGUCAUACCAAGGAAAUGCCAACAUCUGGUUCCAAGGAGAAGAGUAAACAUGAUGCAGUUAAUGUGAUGAAAGCUGACUCUGCAUCAUCUCCUACUGUAUCAUCUCAUGCGGACUCCACUGUCUCAACAUGUGAGGCUGUUGACCUUACUGCACUUUACAACAAAGUAGCUCAACAAGGUGAAGUUGUACGUGAAUUAAAGGCAAAGAAAGCAUCCAAGGAAGAGGUGGAUGCAGCGGUAAAAGGACUUUUGAGCUUGAAGGCAGAAUACAAGCAGCAGAGUGGUACUGAAUACAAACCUGGAAAGCCACCUGCAGCUACUGCUAGUCCUGUGUCUGCACCAAAAACCUCGGAUUCAACGAUUAGGAUUCUGUAUGACAAGGUGCAUCAACAAGGAGAGGUGGUUCGAAAGCUCAAAGCUGACAAAGCCCCAAAGGAUAAGGUGGAUGAGGCAGUAAAAUCACUCCUAGCCUUAAAAGUGGAGUAUAAACAGAAUACUGGUGAAGAGUACAAACCAGGGAAGCCACCUGGUAUACCAGUUGUGUCAGAAAAUCCAAACAUUAUCUCCACUGCAGAAGCAACAGGACUUGAUGAGAAAACACUACACAGCAAAGUUGCAGAGCAAGGAGAUGUUGUACGCAAACUUAAAGCAGAGAAAGUUGCUAAGGCAGUGAUAGAUGCUGCUGUGGCUGUACUUCUAGAUCUGAAGAGCCAAUAUAAGACUUUAACAGGAUUGGAGUAUAAACCGGCUGCAAGUACGGAUGGUGAGAACAAAAACAAAAAAGAGAAACAAAACAAAUCAGAGAAACAGAAUAAGUCCGACAAAUCAGAGGGACAUAAAGAUACAGCAAAAGAACAGGAGAAGGGAUCAAGUAACGGAGGUGCAGGUGAAGGCCCAGGACCGAAGAAACAAACCAGAUUGGGCAUUGAAGCAAAAAAAGAAGAAAAUCUAGCAGAAUGGUAUUCACAAGUCAUUACAAAAUCCGAAUUGAUUGAAUAUUACGAUGUCAGUGGCUGCUAUGUUCUCCGACCCUGGUCUUAUAGUAUCUGGGAAGCCAUCAAAGACUUCUUUGACCGUGAGAUUAAGAAACUUGGUGUGGAGAACUGCUACUUUCCCAUGUUUGUGUCUCAGGCAGCCCUUGAGAAGGAGAAAUCACAUAUAGCAGAUUUUGCCCCAGAGGUUGCUUGGGUAACAAGAUCAGGGAAGACCGAGUUAGCAGAACCAAUUGCUGUUCGACCAACAAGUGAAACAGUCAUGUACCCAGCUUAUGCCAAAUGGGUGCAGUCACAUCGUGAUUUACCAAUAAAACUCAAUCAGUGGUGUAACAUAGUGCGUUGGGAAUUCAAACACCCACAACCAUUUCUACGCACUCGUGAGUUUUUAUGGCAGGAAGGGCAUACAGCAUUUGCUACUCGUGAGGAGGCCACAGCAGAGGUUUUGCAAAUUCUGGAACUGUAUGCACAAGUAUAUGAGGAUCUACUUGCAAUCCCUGUGGUAAAAGGAAGAAAGACUGAAAAAGAAAAGUUUGCAGGUGGUGACUAUACAACUACGGUUGAGGCCUUUGUAUCAGCCAGUGGAAGAGCCAUCCAGGGAGCAACUUCGCACCAUUUGGGACAGAAUUUUUCUAAGAUGUUUGAGAUUGUGUUUGAAGAUCCAAAGAAACCUGGAGAGAAGCAGUUUGCAUAUCAGAACUCCUGGGGGCUUACAACUCGAACUAUUGGGGUUAUGACAAUGGUCCAUGGCGACAACCAAGGUCUGGUAUUGCCUCCAAGAGUUGCUUGUGUACAGGUUAUAAUAAUACCAUGUGGAAUCACAAACACACUCUUGGAAGAAGACAAAGACUGUUUAAUAAAAAAGUGUAGCCAGUAUCUUGACCGGUUGACCAAUGUUGGAAUUCGUGCUCGGGCUGACUUGAGGGACAACUACUCACCUGGCUGGAAGUUCAACCACUGGGAGUUGAAAGGUGUACCAGUCAGGCUAGAGGUUGGACCACGGGACAUGAAAAAUAAUCAGUUUGUCGCUGUCAGACGAGAUACUAUCAACAAACUGACAAUAGCAGAGGUUGAUGCUGAGAUGAAGCUGAAGAAUUUAUUGGAGGAAAUCCAAAACAAUCUUUAUAACCGAGCUGCUCAGGAUCUAAAGGAGCAUAUGGUUUUGGCUGACACAAUGGAACAAUUUCAGCAAGAGUUGGAUUCAGGAAAGAUUGUGCAGAUUCCUUUUUGUGGUAACAUAGAAUGUGAAGAUUGGAUCAAGAAAACAACAACAAGGGAUCAGGAUAUUGAGCCUGGUGCACCAUCUAUGGGAGCCAAGAGUCUCUGCAUUCCUUUCAAACCUCUUCGUGAACUACCACCUGGAGCCAUAUGCAUCAGUGGCAAGGAGCCUGCCCAACACUAUGUACUUUUUGGCCGCAGCUACUAAUUAGGAAACCAAGUGUGAAAAAAAUAUCAUGUCUUUGACCUUACCUGUUUUUAUAAGAUGAAAAAUUAUAGUUACUUUCACCUUUUUUGUGUAUUUUUAUCUAGUUAUGAAAAUAAACUGUAUCAUCAAUUAAAACAAAACUCCUAGGGCUAUGGCUUACAAAUAGGUUCCAGAUAUCUUACUCAAUAGAAAUAAACCUUUAAUGAAUAUAUUUCUCUUUGUGUGUUGUUUAAACAGUGUAAUGACUAACUCUAUCAUUAUCUCUACCAACCCACUUUCCCAUGCAUUGAAACAAGCACAGUGAAGGCUGGAGAAACUCAGCAGGUUCCGAAGGACAGCCAUACUGACUCAAAACAUUUUCUCUGUGCAGAGAAAAACAGACGCUGCCAGACCUCCGAAGUUUCUCCAGCUUUUUGUUUCAGAUUCCCAAUAUCAGCAGUAUUUUGCUUGUAUUUCUGUAAUUUGAUCUGUCUCACCAGAGUGAUUAUCACAAAUGCAAAAAUGGGUGAGGUGAUGUCAGUUGCUGAUGUUCCGCAUGUCUGGGAGAACCAGUGACUGAAAAUCCAGAAACAGAGCAAAGAGGCGUUUGGUAGCAGUGACCAUUCUGUUGGCAAGGUCUGUGUGGUGGGUGAGAGAGUCAGCAGCUUUGGACUGAAUUUAGAUGGGCAGAGGAAGACUUGCAACAUUGAGAUUCUCCCCUCUUUCCCCUUACUUUUCUGAUUGCCUGAGGUCUGGCUCAACCAACUAUCCUUUUGUAGGGAAGGUAGUUGUGUCGUCACUUUUAAAUGCUUUUGUAGGUCGUGGGUGUUGCUGGCUGGUGUCAGUCGCUAGGUGCCCUUCAGAAGAUGGUGGUGAGCUGCUGCCUUGAACUGUUGCAGUCCAUUUAGUACAGGUAGACCCACAAUGCCAUUAGGGUGAAUCUUCUGGAAUAUUGGCCUAGUUGCGUUGAGGGAAUGGCGAUAUAUUUCCAAGUCAGGAUGGUGAGUGUUUUGGAGGGGAAUUUGCACAUGGUGAUCCUAUAUAUCUACUGCCCUUUUCCUUCUAGAUGAUAGUGAUUGAGAACUACCAAGUAGAGUUCAUGUGCCCGCAAGCUCCUUGUGCCACUUAGUUGUAAUGUUCCUAUAAAACACUGGCUUGACUCUCGUUUACAGAAAAUGAUCAUUUCUUGUAGAAAUUUUGCAAUGAAUCCACAUACUUGGCUACAACAACUUAGUCUAGACUCAGUUGUUUGAAUUAAUUGUAUAAUAAAAUAAACAAAAUUUCAGCAUUUUAAAAGAGCAAUCUAACUGGUAUCUCUGCUAACUCAAUUCUGUAUAACUUGCCCUGAAAAGCAAACUAAAACAGAGGCAACAUUGCAACAUGGAUUGGAAAUUGACUGGGAGGUAGGAGAGAGAUUAAUGGAUACAUAUUCUGAUCGGUUAUUUGCUUCCAAUUGUGUUUUACAGAGAGCUGUGCAAUGGAGUCAUAGAGUUGUACAGUAUAGAAACAGACCUUUCAGUUAAACUUGUAAAUGCCGACCAUGUAUCCUAAGUUAAUCUAGACCCAUUUGCCAGCAUUUGGCCCGUAUCCCUUUAAAUCCUUUCUAUUCAUGUACCCAUCAAGAUGCCUUUUAAAUGCUGUAAUUGUACUAGCCCCUACCACUUGCUCUGGCAGCUCAUUCCAUACACACGCCACUCUGUGUGGAAAAAGUUGCACCUCUAGGUCCCUUCUUAUAUCUUGUCCCCUCUCAGCUUAAAUCUGUGCCCUCUAGUUUUGGAUUCUCUUACCCUGGAAAAAAGACCUUGGCUAAUCACCUCAUCCAUUCCCCUCAUGAUUUUAUAAACCUCUAUCCCCUCAACCUUUGACGCUCCAGGAAAAGAAAUCUCAGUCAGUUCUGCCUUUCCCUAUAGCUCAAACCCACCAAUCCCAGCAAAAUCCUUGUAAAUCUUUUUUAACCCUUUCAUGUUUAAUAGCAUCCUUCCUAUAACAGGGAGACCAGAAUUGAACACAGUAUUCCAAAAAUGACUUACCCAAUGUCUUGUACAGCCGAUACGUGACAUUCCAACUCCUAUAUUCAAUGCGCUGAAGGCAAGUGUUCCUAUCACCUUCACAAUGUUGUCUACCUGUGACGCUACUUUAAAGGAACAAUGAACCUGCACCCCAAGGUCUCUUUGUUUGGUAACACUCUGCAGGACCCUACUAUUGUGUGUAAGUCCGAUCCUGAUUUGCCUUCGUUUAUCUAAAUGGAACUCCUUCUGCCACUCAGCCCAUUGGCCCAUCUGAUCAAAAGUCCCUUUGUACUCUGAGAACCUUGUUCACUGUCCAUUACACCAAUAAUUUUGGUGUUGGCCUAAAUUUUUCAUGAAUGAAGAACUAGGGAGUUGUAAAUAAAAAAAUUGCAUAUGAUGCUAAUCUGGGAGGCAUAGUAUGUAGUGCAUAUGGUUACAAAGGAUACUGAAUAAUUAAAUAAAUAGGAAAAACUGACAAAUGGAGUUCAAUGUGGCAAAGUCAUAAGCUAUGAAUCCAUAAAGGAAUUGGAAUAUUUCUCAGGUCAUAUGUUAGAAAAGUGGUGCAUAAUGGGGUAGAAGUACACAUCACUACAGGUUGAUAGAAAGGUCCAAGAGCGAAUAAAAUAUUGGCCUUUAUUUCAAGGUGAUGCAAAUGUAAUUGAGGGUAAGAUAUGCUUCAGUAUUAUACAGCAAUGCUGAAACUCUAACUAAAACUGAAAUGCUGGAAAUACCCAAAACGUCUGGCAGCAAUUGUAGCAAGAGAAACUGUUAACGGCUCAGAUUUAAGAUGUUUUAUCAACCUAAGAAUUUAAUGCCAUUUCUCUCACCAUUGCCGUUGCUGGAUCUGUUGAGUGUUUCAGUGAUUGUAAUGCCAUCUGGAGUACUUUGUAUUCAAUAUUUUUGAUGUUAUUCACCAUAUUUAUUGUUAACCUCACUUUUUUUAAAAAAACUCUUUCAUGAGACGUACCUUGCUGACUCAGCUAACAUUUAUUGCCCAUCCCUAAGUGUCCUUGAGAAAGUUGCGGUGAGAUGUCUGCUUGAGCCACUGCAGUCCUUGGGAUGCAGGAAAGUACAUGGUUCUGUUAGGAAGGGAAUUCCAAGAUGGGUGAGUUAUUGAAGUGCAAUAAUUGGUAAAUGGUACACACUGCUGCUGUGCAUCAUUGGAGAUGGGAGUGAAUUAUGAAGGCUGUGGAUAGGUGCUAAUCAAGCAGCUUGCUUGUCCUGAAUGGUAUGGGGUUUCUUGAGUUAUGGAGCAGCAUCCAACCAAACAUGUAGAGAGUAUUCCAUCAUAUUGCUGACUUGUACCAUUAGAGAUGGCGGACAAGCUUUCAGUCAGCAAGUUUUUAAAAAGGCAUAUUUCCUAGCCUCUAACCUGCUCUGGUAACCACUGUAUUUAUGUGGCUAAUCCAAUUCAGCUUCUCGUCAAUAGUAACUGCUAGGAUGUUGACAGUGGGAGACACAUCGUUGGUGGUGUUACUGGAUGUCAAGUACCACAAGGGUCAGUGCUUUGUCUACAACAGUUCACAAUCAAUAUAAAUGGUUUGGAUAUGGGGACUAGCUGUAAUACUUCCAAAUUUGCUGAUGACACACCAUACUGUGUGGAAAUACAUGUCAUGAGGAGCAUAUAGGGUUUCAAGAAGGCACAGACAGGUGAAGUGAAUGGACUAGAACACAACAGAUGAAAUUUGAAUAGAUCUGGAGAUAUUCACUUUGAUGGGAAAAAAAAACCAAAAGGCAGAAUAUUUCUAAAAUGAUGAAAAGUUGGGGAGUAUGAGUGCCCAAAGGGAUGAGGUGUCCUCAUCCAUAAGUUGCUUAAAGUUAGCAUGGAGGUGCAGCAAGCAUUUAGCAAGGGAAGUGGUAUAUUGGCUUUGAAUUCAAGGGAAUUUGAGUAUGGGUGAAAACAUUCAAAUGAAGGUAGAAUACUGCAGUCGCUGGAAAUCUUUAACGGAAUGCUGGAAAAACUCAGCAGGUCUGGCACCAUCUGUGAAAAAAGAGUUAACAUUUUGAGUCUGAUUAAACUAUGUUGCCAGACUGGCUGAGUUUCUGCAGCAUUCUCUGUUUGUUACAGGAGUAACAUGUCUUGCUACAAUUGCAUAAACCCUUGGUGAUGUCUCACCUUGAGUACUGUGUAUAGUUUAUCAGCAGAGGGGAAUGCACUGGAGGUUCACCAGAUCAAUCCCUUGUAUAGCGGGACUGUUGUGAGGACUUUAUAUUAAUUUACUGGAUGUUAGUGUUACUGGCAAGACCAGCAUUUGUUGACCAUUCUUAAUUGCCCAGAGGGUAGUUAAGAGUCAACCACAUUGCUGUUGGUCUGGAGUCACAUGUAGGCCAGACUGGGUAAGGACGGCAGCUACCUCCCCCAAAGGACUUUAGUGAACUAGAUGGGUGUUUUCCAACAAUCGACAAUGAAUCAGUCACUGGCUCGUGUAGCAGUAUACUUCUGGGUAUUUCCUAGUUCGGAAUUCGGUCAUGAACUCUGUGCAUUUUAAAGCAUCUUCCGGAAAGUAUACAGAAUAAAAUUAGAUGUUCUUUUAAUCCAUAAAAUAAAAGCAACAUUUUUAAUACUGUUUUAGAAUAAUUUACAAGACGGGGGUGGCGAGUUCUGGGUUUCCCCGCAUUUAUUUGUUUUUCUUUAAAUUUUUGCUUCUACUUUUACCUUCUGGUGAUCGGCUGGUGAAGAGCAUCGUCCAGAGGGAGACUAUUGAUGGUAGCAGCCUCAGGCGGCUUGUGGGCCCGAGUUCUGGAGUUGGCAGCAACGUGACGGUUUCAGAGUUGGCCAGCUGGUAGAAGGAGGAUGUUUCGGAGGCGAUUGCAGCAGUGAAGGCAGCAUGCUACACUCAUUGGCAUUGUGGCUGUGUCCUAGUAUUGUGGUGGGUCUGGCCCAAGAUUCCAACGGCCCUGGAUUCGGUGGCUUUGAUGUUGGCUUUCUGCGGUGGCGGAGAAUGUAGAUCCUGUUUUUACCUUGAAGACAGACUUUGUCUUAAUUUUUACAUUUUUUAUGUAUGAUUUCUGUUAUAGCUGCCGGAGUAUGGCGACUUAAACACUUUUCACUGUAUUUUUUGUAAAAAUAUAAGUGACAAUAAAUUACUAAACUAUU
Messenger RNA from Rhincodon typus (whale shark), 8861 nucleotides. RefSeq names its product glutamyl-prolyl-tRNA synthetase 1 (gene eprs1). Lineage: Eukaryota; Metazoa; Chordata; Chondrichthyes; Orectolobiformes; Rhincodontidae. The transcript has 25 exons. The record is from RefSeq and is a predicted model, not a curated record. Gene Ontology annotation, cellular component: aminoacyl-tRNA synthetase multienzyme complex; cytoplasm. Gene Ontology annotation, molecular function: ATP binding; proline-tRNA ligase activity. Bases 18 to 3776 code for a protein of 1252 amino acids. Gene Ontology annotation, biological process: prolyl-tRNA aminoacylation; translation.